CACUUUAUUUACAAAUGAAUUUCGAUCAAAAUGUGAUGAAAGUUUAAAGUUAUUUUUGUAAUUUUAUUUGUAUUUAAACCAAUUAUUGCGCCGGAUUUAGCAAUGAAACAUGCGAGGGAAAUAGUUACCUUAUUAAUCGCAUUUACAGCGUUUUUCGGUGACUAUGUUGUGUUUCAAUCAAAAUUGUCCAAUUCAAAACUGUUGAAAGCUUUAGCAGACAGUGCUGUUCACGGCAUUUUGGGCUGUUUAUCAGCAUUAGCCUUCCUCAGCAACGAUACUAACUAUUCCACACAGACGCUGAUGUACAAUGUUAUGUUCUGCACACUCAUUUCCUGUCUCAUUGAUGUUGAUCAUAUUUUUGUAGCCAAAUCCUUUUCACUUCAGGACUUAACAAACACCAAAUCACGAGGUUUCCUUCACUGCACUUCGCUCUGGCUGUUUGUGACUAUUUCCCUACUCACAUACAGUUACAUUACGAAAAAAGUCAACAUAUUCUCUAUGACCUGGAUGCUAAUACUUGCAUUCUCUAGUCAUCACAUCCGGGACGGCAACCGAAGAGGGCUAUGGAUGUACCCAUUUGGACACACUCCACCGAUACCGAAGUAUCUUUACAUAGGAUUGACUAUGUUCCUACCGCAUCUUCUUGCCGUCAUAUACAGGGUGACAAAGCCAACGAGACACACCGUGUUGGACUACAGUGAUGUGGUUACAUUAAUUUAAGGAUGGGUGGAGUUGUUCUAAACAACUUUACUCUCAAUACAAAAAAACUGUUUUAUCAAAUCAGCCAUAAUAUGAAAAGAAACUUUUUCAUUUAAUUUUCUAGCUAAAGGCAGGCACGAAUGGCAAUAUCUAGUUGUAUAUUUUACUGUUUAUAGAUAUUAAGACAAACUCAAUUUUAUUUACCUAUUAAAACCUAAACAAAUUGUAAUUAAUACUUACAUUAACAUCACAAUAAUUAAAACAUAGUUUUUUACCUGAAUUGUUGCAAUCCAAUAAAUGUGUUGUGAAUUUGUCUCCUAUCAGCCUAUGGAACCUAUCACUCUGCCCCUCCACCCAAGUUUUAUAGUGAUUGAUUUUGUAGGUACAUAAUUAUGGUCCUUUUUUAUUUUACCAAUAUAGCUAGAUGUGAAGUUGUAUUGUGUGAUACAUGACUUGUUAUUAUGAUUAUUUCUACCUUAACUUUAC
Messenger RNA from Plutella xylostella (diamondback moth), 1185 nucleotides. Its product is annotated as transmembrane protein 267. Lineage: Eukaryota; Metazoa; Arthropoda; Insecta; Lepidoptera; Plutellidae. The record is from RefSeq and is a predicted model, not a curated record.